Messenger RNA from Drosophila biarmipes, 665 nucleotides. It is a transcript of the gene Ilp2, whose product is annotated as probable insulin-like peptide 2. The transcript has 2 exons. Gene Ontology annotation, molecular function: hormone activity. Gene Ontology annotation, cellular component: extracellular region. Bases 63 to 470 code for a protein of 135 amino acids. The record is from RefSeq and is a predicted model, not a curated record. Lineage: Eukaryota; Metazoa; Arthropoda; Insecta; Diptera; Drosophilidae.
CCCGGCUCGACCCAACUUAACCCGUUCGAUCGUAAAGCACAGCCCAAAAGGAACCCAGCAUCAUGUGCAAGCCCUUGUCCCUCAUCUCGAUGCUCGCCGUGCUCCUGCUGGCCAGCUCCCACUCGGCGCAGGCCGAGAGAACCGCCCAGCGUUGUGGCGAGAGGCUCAUGGAGAUUAUGGACAUGGUCUGCGAAUCGUUCACCCCCGUAGUGGAGCACAAAAAGCGCUCAAUGCCCGACAAUGACCUGGCCCUGGAUCCCCUCGAGUACGUGCAGAAGUUUGAGGAGGACAAUUCCAUUGCGGAGCCGGUGGCCAGUCAGCUCUUCCGCGGCAACUCCUUCGAGCGGGUCCUCAGCUCCCUGGCCGAGAUCCAGCGGCGAACGCGACAGCAGGGCAUCGUGGAUAGGUGCUGCAAGCACGCCUGCAAUCUGGCGGUCCUCCACGAAUACUGCCUCGUCCUCAAAAGCUAAAUUUGCGCAUACAGUACCCACGUCCCGUUCCGAAAAUUGACCGGCUCUACCUGAUUAUCCCUGGAUCUGGUUCCAAACCAUCCAUGUGAACAUAUACUCCGAAAAGUGUUUUUUUAUAUAGCUUGUUGCGUGUUGAAAUGUAUUAAACGAUCGUAAUGGAUUAAAUAUAUCCUGCUUUGGGCUUUAGCAAACAAA